Messenger RNA from Nicrophorus vespilloides, 1143 nucleotides. RefSeq names its product isocitrate dehydrogenase [NAD] subunit gamma, mitochondrial-like. Gene Ontology annotation, cellular component: mitochondrion. The transcript has a single exon. The coding region runs from base 1 to 1143 and encodes 380 amino acids. Gene Ontology annotation, biological process: isocitrate metabolic process; tricarboxylic acid cycle. The record is from RefSeq and is a predicted model, not a curated record. Lineage: Eukaryota; Metazoa; Arthropoda; Insecta; Coleoptera; Silphidae.
AUGAAUUUUAAAGUUUUCUAUGUUUUACAAAAACGAUGUGUUUCGACUUUGGCUGAUGAAAUAAGCAGACAUGCAAUAUCGAAAUCGUCUAGAUUGAAGAAGUACAAAGAGCUUCCGGUCUCGAAAUACGGCGGAAGACACAUAGUGACGAUGAUACCGGGCUGCGGAAACGGUCCAGAGAUGAUGAAUCACAUCCGCGAUAUUUUCAAGUUCAUCAAUGCCCCAAUCGAUUUCGAAGUUGUCGACGUCGAAUCUACACCGACUUCAGUGAAACAAGCCAUAAUGAGCAUAAGAAGAAACGGUUGCUGCAUCAAAGGCAGCAUAGAAAGAUUCACCUCGGAGGAUGAGAAGCUGUACGCUUCACCGAACGUGGCGAUCCGUAAGAAGUUGGACUUAUUUUGCAGCUUGAAUAUAUGUAAAUCGUAUCUCGGUGUUCCGGCGAGAUAUCAAAAUAUUGAUAUUGUCAUCGUGAGAGAGAAUGUUGAGGGUGAAUAUUCCAUGUUGGAGCAUCAGAGUAUUCCUGGUGUAGUUGAAAGCAUGAAGGUUUGUACUACGUAUAACUCGGAGAGGAUAGCUCGUUGGACUUUCGAGUUUGCCAAGAAGUUUAAUAGGAAGAAGAUUAGCAUAAUCCAUAAAGCUAAUAUUAUGAAGCUGUCGGAUGGAUUGUUUUUGAGAACGAUCAAGAAAGUUGCCAAGGAAUACCCGAAUAUUCAGGUUGAUCAAAUGAUUGUGGACAACUGCUGCAUGCAGAUCGUCUCGGAUCCGCAUCAAUUCGAUAUAUUAGUGUGUCCAAAUCUGUACGGCACGAUUCUUUGCAACGUCGUUUGCGGACUCAUCGGAGGUCCCAGCUUGAUUUCCGCUGCGAAUUUCGGUUACAAUUGCGCGGCUUUCGAAACUGCGACGAGAUCACCGGAAAGUGUUGUAGCGGAACCGGACACCGUCAGUCCAGUAGCUCUUAUAAACGCAUCCAUAGAGCUGCUCUUCUACUUGGGUUACAUCGAACACGCUAAGCUGUUGAGGAAGGCCACGUCGAAAACCGUGGAGAAGGACCUCGUAAGGACGAAGGACAUAGGCGGAACGAACAGCACCACCGAGAUGGUGGAAGCAAUUAAAACGAAUAUAUCCGCUUUUAACGAUGCCUGA